AUGUCACCAAGCAGGGUAUCCCUCCACUCGAAGCUCUCUGGUCCGGUCCCUGAGACUAUCCAAGUCGGCCCUGUCAUUGGAAACCCUCGGAAGCUCGUCAGGUGUCAUCCACAGGCUGAGUACUGUGCAAGGUGGGAGCGUGGCAAGUCCGUACUUUCUCAGAAGGCACACGAGCUCUCGCCAGAAGUGCAAGUCCAUCCUUUAGCACCACAGCGGCGAUGCGAGAGGUUUGCCUAUGACCUCGCUGGCAUACGUGACGCAGGCCGCGACGAUCUGGUGUUGACCGAUGGCGUAAUUAACGUUGUCUUCGUGCUUAACCCUGUUUCCGACGACUUCGACUUGCUAAUCAAUGCGGCCCAUGAUCUCUAUCGAUCCAUCGGGGAAGUGUCUCCUGUCCAGUAUAGCUUGCCGUAG
This is a messenger RNA of Colletotrichum higginsianum IMI 349063, 414 nucleotides long. RefSeq lists its product as uncharacterized. Bases 1 to 414 code for a protein of 137 amino acids. The transcript has a single exon. The record is from RefSeq and is a predicted model, not a curated record. Lineage: Eukaryota; Fungi; Ascomycota; Sordariomycetes; Glomerellales; Glomerellaceae.